This is a messenger RNA of Heterobasidion irregulare TC 32-1, 2141 nucleotides long. RefSeq lists its product as uncharacterized. Gene Ontology annotation, biological process: vesicle transport along microtubule; mitotic centrosome separation; establishment of mitotic spindle orientation. The transcript has 8 exons. Bases 144 to 2141 code for a protein of 665 amino acids. Gene Ontology annotation, molecular function: microtubule binding. Gene Ontology annotation, cellular component: kinesin complex; kinetochore; centrosome. The record is from RefSeq and is a predicted model, not a curated record. Lineage: Eukaryota; Fungi; Basidiomycota; Agaricomycetes; Russulales; Bondarzewiaceae.
GCUGAGGCGCGGUGGGGAAGGCGCGCAAGUCGAACACAACCGCUCGCCCAACAUUGUUCAGGGACUCUGUCUGCCGCCUCCCUCCCUCCUACCCGAAUCCCCGCUCCGGUCCUGGCCUGUGUUUUCCAUCUCCUCGCUCGACGAUGACUGCUGUCCUCUCGCCAACCGAUGCGUUCAGGAAGGAAAACAUAAUGGCCUCUCUUGACGACCACCAACUCAACUUUUCCUCCUCGACAGACUGGAAGUCCAAGUACUAUGAAGUCGCCGAAAUGCUCUCAGAAACGAGGAACGAACUGGACGACUUUCACCAGUCUUCCAAGGAUCUCGAGGAGGAGCUGGAGCGGGAAUUGCAGAGGACCGAGAAGGCACAGCAGGAUCUGAGGGUCAAGGUGGAGCGGGCGGAAAAUGAGAGGGACGAGUGGAAGUCCAAGUUCAUGUCAUUGCAGACUACCCACAACAAGACCACCACUUCCCUGCAGCGUGAAAUUGACACUCUACGGCAGGACCAUCAGAAGAUCAAGGUUCAGCUGCGGGAGCUGGAAAUGGGUAACGAUGACCUGGAACGGACGGAGCGCGCGGUUUCGUCGAGUCUCGCCGAUGUUGAAGCCAAAUAUUCUCGUGCCUUGGAGGAGAAGAUCCUCCUGGAACACGAGCUGAUUGACAAAGCAAGUCUCGAAGAAGAGUGCCAGAGAGUCAAGGAUGAACUUCGGGGUGCGCAUCCACGCCGCUCAAUCCUUCUACAUCUUAUCUCACCCUAUCUAUCGCAGACGCAAACGCAGAAAUCUCAGCGCGACUCUUCUUCAUCCAAUUUCUUCCAACGCAAUCCGCAAAACUCAGACGACGAUCUCCUGCACACCCAGCCACCCGCCGAUCUCACACUUUCCGACCUUUCCCCCGAAUCUGACUCGCCUUCACCUGUCACUACUACCCCUCGCCAGGUUUCUUCCCCCCUCAACAAAGAUGCAGGUCAAUCAGCUUUACUCCAGAGGGCCGGCUUCUCUACCCGCACGAAAGUGUCCUCUCCACAGGCGUCGCCGUUCAGCGGCCGGUCUACAACGAUGCCAUCUCUAACAACGCCGACUCGACUCCCGCCGCGCACAGCGCUCACCCGACCUACGCCACGCACUCCGAUGUCGCCGAUCACCGGAAAUACCAUGGCUGCUAUUCCUGCCACUGUUUCGAAGAACAAGGGUGUGCAGAUGGUCUCCGAGAUGAGGGCACGUGUGAGGAACCUCGAACAGAAGAUUCACACUCGUGUUCCUCGACUUCGCAUGGGCAGCACCAGCACCCGUGCAGCUUCCGGAUCGAUCUCGAACCCCAAACCGCCAUCGAGUGUGUCGUCAACAACCUCGAGCAACUCGUCGCUUCAGCCAAGAACAUCGGACGAACGAGUAAGGCCAUCCCUUCCGUCGCUCCUCACACGGCGCAGCGACGAUUCCGUGGACAAGAAGCAGACACCGCGUCGCGAAUCCGCUGGCUGGGUGCUUAUCAUGGAGGACUCUCCCUCUCCGCUCAAGACGAAAGACAAGGAGAUGCGGAAGCUCACCGGAUCAACGACUGUGCCCUCGUACCGCCCGUAUCAGUCCGCAGCACCAGACUCUCCAUCUCGCCGUCCUCGACCCGCUGUCACGAAGCACGGCCACGGCCCUCAUGCGACCGAGGGGCGCAGCAGCGCUGGUACGACAGCAACCACCAGCUCUCUUGCCACCCCAGUAUCUCGUCCGACCACGCCAACGUUCCUUCCCUUGCCCAGCAACGGAUUGUACUCGAAUACGUCUACUCCAAGCACGGGCGGUUUCAAGCGGUCGACGGGUCCUGGAUCGGGUGCAUACUCAUCCAACCAUAAACGCUCCUCACUCGGGUCCAGCACGAAUGUGUCUCCGAUGGUGUUCAAUCAUCUCUCAGAUGGUGGCUAUCCCCACCGAGAGCGACCGACAUCCGUCCCAGCCCCACCGCGCGGACUCGACAACACUCGACUUCCCUCUCCCGGUUCGAUGACUUCUCUGUCACAGAGCAAAAUCGGGAAGCCUAAUUUCGGUGUCAGCGGACGGAGGAGCUCGGGCGGAGCGGACUCGGAUCUUGAACUCAUACUGGGAGAUCUAGACAAGACACUAGGAGCUUCGACAACCCGGCGACGUUAA